CCUCGCACGAAUUCGUCAAGGGUACCUUUCAUUUCUUCAAAUUUUAAUUUUUUAGUAGUCACUUGAUGAUGUUUGAACAGACUGUACUGAAGAUUACCAGUAAAACACUCAAUUCUUCCCUUCAAAGCCAAUUCAACUGUUCUUGAUCACGACAUUCAAUCUUCACACCCACCAAAAUUCACGCAAGAACCCUAAAAUCCCAAAUUUGUUUUCAUGAGAUACAGAGAAAGAGGAGCUUCAGAAGCAUCAUUAAUGGCGAAUGUAGGUGGUGCUGGUAUGAGCUCCAUGAUCGUCAAUGGCGGCGAGAUAUGGAAAGCUCACGGUGCCUUGGUUUUGGUUCAGCUCUGUAAUGGCGGAUACCAUGUUAUUACUAAACUUGUUCUUAAUGAAGGUGUUAAUCAGAUCGUUUUCUGCGUUUUUCGCGACCUUAUUGCUCUCUCAAUCCUUGCUCCUCUUGCUUAUGUUCGCGAAAAGCGAGUUCGACCACCAAUUACAAAAAAUCUUCUCGUUGCAUUUUUCUUCCUUGGGCUUACCGGGAUUUUUGGAAACCAACUUCUGUUUCUUAUUGGUCUGAAGUACACAAAUCCAACAUAUGCUGCAGCUAUACAACCUUCUAUUCCUGUAUUUACUUUCCUCUUGGCCACGAUAAUGGGCACAGAAACUGUGAAUUUAUAUAGAGCUGAAGGGAAAAUGAAGGUUGCAGGCACAUUUUUGUGUGUUUCUGGUGCUGUUUUGAUGGUUGUAUAUAAAGGGCCGUCUAUACUUGGACAAAAAGAAGAGAUGGAACUGCAGGGUGAAAUCAGUGCCAAAGGACAGCCAGAACCAGUUGGAUGGCUUGUUGCUAGGACCAUGGAAUUUGGGUUUGACACAUUUCACCUUGGUGUACUUUGUCUUAUUGGGAACUGUGUGUGCAUGGCAACUUAUCUUGCAAUUCAGGCUCCAGUUCUGAAGAAAUACCCAGCAAGCCUCUCAGUGACAGCAUAUUCAUAUUUUUUUGGUGCUCUUCUUAUCGUUACUUCUUCGUUUUUUAUGGCCAAUGACCCGACAAGCUGGAGUAUGAACCAUGAUGAACUGUUUGCUGUUUUCUAUGCUGGAAUCAUUGCAUCUGCCCUCAACUAUGGACUUAUCACAUGGUCCAAUAAAAUAUUGGGGCCUGCAUUGGUCGCUCUUUACAAUCCACUUCAACCUGCAGCAUCUACCUUUUUGUCACUUAUCUUUCUAGGAAGCACCCUAUACCUGGGAAGUGUGCUAGGAGGCUCUUUAAUUAUUGCUGGCUUAUACAUGGUCACCUGGGCAUCCUACAAAGAAAAGCAAGCUGCUGCGGGUAUACCUUCUGAACCUCUAAUUCACAAAGAUUCUUCACUCAGCAAGAUGCACCAGCAAGGACUCAUUUUUGCUGGGUCAUCAUCUUCUUUAUACAAGGUUUUGGAUUAGGUGAAGAGCUAUACAAAUGUACAGCAAGCAUAAUGGUUCCAGAAGGAACUAUCGCCAGGAACUGUGGUUGAUAUUGUCUAUAUCAAGAUCCAGGGCACACGAAUUCUGCAGAUAGCGUUAUGGAAAAUAUGUUUCAAAGAGACAGCACGCUGAUGGUUGUAUAUAUGCUAGCUAUAUUGGCCAAAUCUAUCACUAGAUUUGGCUUUUUUCACAUGGAAUUUGGAGCAAGCUUCGCAUUGAAAUAGAGAUUUUCAAUUUGCAUAAUUACUUAUGUUCAAGAUCAUUUGUUGUAGCCAAUUAUAUUAUUCUCUUUGUAACGACAAAAAAGUCCUUUCUGAGAGGUUUUAUACUUUAAUAUAUGCUAUGCAAACGUGAUUCUAUAUGCA
Messenger RNA from Chenopodium quinoa (quinoa), 1820 nucleotides. RefSeq names its product WAT1-related protein At4g19185-like. Gene Ontology annotation, cellular component: plasma membrane. NCBI's taxonomy places the organism in Eukaryota, Viridiplantae, Streptophyta, Magnoliopsida, Caryophyllales, Amaranthaceae. The record is from RefSeq and is a predicted model, not a curated record. Gene Ontology annotation, molecular function: transmembrane transporter activity. The transcript is spliced from 8 exons. The coding region runs from base 214 to 1434 and encodes 406 amino acids.